Molecule: messenger RNA, 1318 nt
Organism: Microplitis mediator
Lineage: Eukaryota; Metazoa; Arthropoda; Insecta; Hymenoptera; Braconidae
Gene: bsh
Exons: 2
Coding region: 246-614 (122 amino acids)
Source: RefSeq, a predicted model, not a curated record
CUAUAAAUCGGGAUGAAAAAUUGUUAAAAUUCUGCAGCUUAUUAAAUGUGACUGAAAUUUAAUUUGGGAAUGUUUGAUUGUAUUAUAUUUUUUAUUUUUUUAAGGUAUUCAGUGAUCAACAACUUGCUGGUCUCGAAGCAAGGUUUGAGGCACAAAGAUACCUUAGCACACCAGAGAGGGUAGAGCUUGCAGCAGCACUUCAUUUAUCAGAAACUCAAGUUAAGACGUGGUUUCAAAACCGACGAAUGAAACACAAAAAACAAUUAAGAAAAAUCAGUAAUAGUAGUAAUAGCAGCAAUCUUUCAAAUGGACAUCAGGGAGGACAAUCGUCUUCAGCAACGUCACCAGCAGAGAGACCAGUGGAUUUUUCGUUAAAUGGUGGUCGAGAAUCCCGAGCCAGUAGUGAUGCUGUUAUGGAUUCAGAUUCUGAUGAAAUUGACGUCCUUGGUGAUGAAGCACAAUUACCUGUUCAAUUACCUUCGACACUCAAUCAACCGGUAAAACGUUCGUCUUUAUCUCCUGUGAAUUUUCAUCGAUCCUUACAUUCUACCGUCAGCUUGACGCAUCAAUCGUCUCAUCAAAAUCAGACACUUCUAUCACGUAUUCAUCGCUGAGAAAAAAGUGACGUGAAUUUAUAUUUGAAUCUCUAGGUAUGAGUUUAAACAAAUUCUAUUAAUUUUCGACAACGUGUCUUCAAACUGAUAAAAUAUUAUUGGUAAAAUAUUUACUUAACCAUGAAGAUGGUUAGUUAAUCAAAGUCUAAUCAAUUUAAAAACCAAAAAUUUAACUUACUAGAAUAUUUAUUUUUAUUUAGAAAUGUUUUCAUAUAAAGUUUUAUUUUGGGUCAAGUCCUGUUGAGUAAAAUUUCAAUUCACUGGUGUAGAAAUCUAAUAAAAAUAGACUAUACUGUUUAUCAUAAAAUCAUCUAGAAUAUUAUUUACAUAAAAUAUACGAUUUGAUUUUAAUAUUGAUUAUAGUUUCUUGUUAAUUUGUCUUGAUUAUAAUUAUGUAAUAGUUUUUCAAAUUAAAUGGGUUUUGUAAGUGUUCUUUAAAUUAUUUGUUAUCUACAUAUUUUUAUACUUGUGAGAUUAUACAGCUUCGAUUACAUAACAAAAAAGUGAGUGUUCGAAAAAUUAAAAAAAAAAAAACAUUAAUUUUAAAUAAAAUAGAAAAGUACUAAUACGUUUCUUAUGGCAAUGUAAAUAUGUUAUGAAUGAUAAUAGCUUUGAGUUAUAAUUUUAAAGAAUCGUAAAUUGUUUUGUAAAGGACUGAUAUAUAAAUGAUAAAAUUUUGUUUUUUAUUUAGAAUACAAAUAACU